Molecule: messenger RNA, 1158 nt
Organism: Castor canadensis (American beaver)
Lineage: Eukaryota; Metazoa; Chordata; Mammalia; Rodentia; Castoridae
Gene: Cd83
Product: CD83 molecule
Source: RefSeq, a predicted model, not a curated record
CGCGGGGUACAAGAGGGUGGCGCGGCGCGAGCGCGCCAGAGGCCGGCAGCCCCGAGGCGGCGGCGCAGCACUCCAGCCAUGUCGCGCGGCCUCCAGCUCCUGCUCCUGAACUGCGCCUGCAUCCUGGCGCUCGCGACGCAGGACGUGAAGGUGGCUUGUUCCCAGACUGUGGACCUGCCCUGCACCGCCCCCCGGGACCCUCAGGUCUCUUACACUGUCUCCUGGGCCAAGCUCACGGAGGGUGGCGAGGAGAGACUGGAAGUCCCCCAGGAAGGCCUGCACCUCAGUGGGCUGCGCUAUCAUCACAAGGGGCAAAAUGGCUCUUUUGAGGACCCCAGGAAAAACCACUAUUCUCUGAAGAUCCAAAACACUACCAUCUGCAGCUCUGGGACAUACAGGUGCACCUUGCAGGAGCUUGGAGGGCAGAGAAACUUCAGUGCCAUGGUGACUUUGAAAGUGACAGGAUGCCCCCAGGGACCUAAAGAAACAACUUUUAAGAAGUAUAGAGCUGAGAUUGUACUGCUCUCCUCUCUGGUCAUUUUCUACUUAACACUCAUCAUUUUCACUUGUAAAUUUGCACGACUACAGAGUAUUUUCCCAGAUUUUUCUAAACCUGGCGCAGAACAAGCUUUUCUUCCAGUCACUUCCCCAAAUAAACAUUUGGGGCCAGUGACUCUUCCCAAGAUAGAAACGGUGUGAGCAGGAUUUCUGCUGUAUUUUGCUAAAGUCGAGGGGCUCAGUGGUGCCCGGAUACCACCCUGAACAGCAGCCCCACACUGAAGAUGACAUCUUCCUGUGACAUCCUCAUUCAGCUGAAAACACUUGAGAGUGGAUCUUGCCCCGGUUUCUGCCAGCAGGGUCUGGAAAACCAUUUCAGAUCACAUUGCAUGGGGCCAUCACUAACUCUUCAUGGCUUCAGGCUUCGUACGUUAUGCAGAUAUCUGGUCAACCUCCUGGACACUUUUUUUGUCAUUAAAAGCUAUGGGGAGAUGAGUUGGAAGGGGGUUCUGGAAAAUGUGGAUGCCCAGAGCUGGACUUAUGACAGACUCCUGAGGACAGCUGUCCUCUUCCACAUCUUGAAAAAAUCACUUUGAAUUUGCUGUGUGUUGUUGCACUCACUCAGAUGUCUGACAUCUGGGAGAAAUUGACAGGCCAAGC